ACUUGACUCUACAACGUAAUCCUAGAUCUUAAACAGUGUAGAUUUUGUGUUUAAACCCCCCCCCAAAUUGCCAGUUCAUGUUUAAUUUGGCUCAGUGAAACACACUGUGGACCGGGCGCGGCUGCAACUCAUCAAGUUCACAUAUUAAUCACACCUGCUUCAUGAGCAGCAGCUCUAAUGGGAUAACAUUAGAAACGAAUCAUUUCUUCUUGUGAGGGUGUUGAAACAGUUGGUGGCUGACAGCUUAAGUGGGUUGCAUGAGAGCGUAUGUAGAACAGAACCAGAUAAAGUGUAGCGGUUUGUUUAGUUAAGAGGAAAAGAAUAAACAGAUCGUGCCAGGAAGACAGCAGGAUCUGGACAAUCUCUUCUCUCUGCUUCCCCUCCUCCUCGUUAUAUAACUCCACACUGACAGAAGGGUCAUUUCCCUGUUUGGACUCUUUCAACCGAGUGGUUUUUCCUUUUCUCCAGCAUCUGUGUUCUACGGCGUAAUACGAUGGGCUUGAGGAUCAUGGUUUUUCUGGCUGUGUUAACAGCGGUAACUGGGAGCCCCAGUGUGACAACCAGACCUGAGUCUGACUCAGCGGACAUGUCAGCUCACCCCAACAGUGUACCAGAGACUGUAGAGGAAACAGAGGUGAUUGGGCAGAACAAAGUACAAAUAGGACUGGAGCCUGAGGAGGAUGUGAUGGCGACUGGCAAGCUGAACCCCAAUCACUACCCCGCUCAGAGGGCAGCCAAGGUGGUCCAACACUACCUCAACACCCGCUAUGGCUCACCAUACAGGGUGUUCGGACUGCACAAGGUCCACAGCGGAAACGCAGAGGAUGUGGCAGACUCUGGAAGAAAGUAUCAGCUGGACAUCAUGGUGCAGGACGUCAUGAGCAAAAGUACAGAGAAAUGCUCUGCAGAGGUUUUUUUUCCAAAGGGGAAGCAGCAGCAGCAGAGCUCACCCCAGGUCCAGGCCUCAUGUGAGGAGCUCCGAAAAAUCGACACAAGCGUUCAAGAAGAGGCUUUUUACCAACAGUACAAGAACCAAAGCCUGCUGUCGGCAAAUUUACCUGAUAGCUACGGUCGCAUUGAGCCCGAGAUGGAGCCUCUCUGGCACCUUGGCUCUGUGGCCUCCAGCUUCACCAUGCUGAACGAAUCAACUGAAAACACUCUGUACAACAUGGCUCAGGUGGCCAACAUCACGCAGUUGGAAACUGAGAACGACCAGCUGAAGUUUGACUAUCACAUACUGCUGCAUGAGAUGGUGUCCCAGGAAAUCAUUCACUGGAAACUGCUGUUCAGCUGGUCUCCGUCAGAGGGAGUUAAAGUGCUGCAGAUGGAGCAGCUUCCUCACUGCCAUGACUGUGAAAAACCUCCAAAUACAAACUAAACUGCUGACGUUCAUCACGCUGCAACUACGAUCAAAAACAAAACCUUGAUGCUCACAUCUUGUGUUCGGGGGGGGGGGGAUCAGCUGUUGACGCUUGCAGCAUAAACCUUUUUGAACUACAGAAAGGUUGAGUUUGUACUAUCAGGAAUCAGAUUAAUCCAUCCUACAUAAUGAUAUGAUAUGCUUCAAUUGUUCUGUACUCUUGGUUUAACCAACCGGAGUGUUUAACCAAAAUAAAGUGUUUAUACCUAU
Messenger RNA from Seriola aureovittata, 1630 nucleotides. It is a transcript of the gene lxn, whose product is annotated as latexin. The record is from RefSeq and is a predicted model, not a curated record. The transcript has 7 exons. Lineage: Eukaryota; Metazoa; Chordata; Actinopteri; Carangiformes; Carangidae. The coding region runs from base 494 to 1378 and encodes 294 amino acids. Gene Ontology annotation, molecular function: metalloendopeptidase inhibitor activity.